AUGCGGUUUACGUAUGUGCAUUCUGGAUGGGAAGGGAGUGCGAAUGAUUCACGAGUCAUGCAGGACGCACUUGGACAUGCCGAGUAUGAGUUCCCUUGGCCGCCUAGAGGAUCGUACUACCUCGUUGACUCGAGGUACGCAAUAGGCAGUGCAUUCCUCUCCCCACACAAGUCCGCACACUACCAUGCCCAAGAGUUUCGAGGUGUGAACCGGCAGCCUACUACCUCACAAGAGUUGUUCAAUUAUAGGCAUUCGUCAUUGCGGAUGGUGAUUGAACGAUGCUUUGGCGUGUUGAAGGCGAGGUUCUCGAUCCUGAAUGAAAUGCACUCCUUCUCCCUCUCUAGACAACGGCUGAUUGUGACCGCUUGCUAUUCACUGCAAAACUUUAUCCGCAUAUAUAACCGGGAGGAUGAAAUGUUCCAUAUGUGGGAAGGAUCAUUUGUGCGUAACAGCGACGCAACCGUAGCGGGAGUUGCACGCGUAGGCAGUUGGGGCACUGAAGAAGCUUUUAAUACUCGGGCACAACGAACGAUGUCGGAGUAUCGUGAUGCGAUAACUGCUGCUAUGUGGACAGAUUACACAGGCAACCGUGAUUGA
Molecule: messenger RNA, 597 nt
Organism: Quercus robur (English oak)
Lineage: Eukaryota; Viridiplantae; Streptophyta; Magnoliopsida; Fagales; Fagaceae
Exons: 2
Coding region: 1-597 (198 amino acids)
Source: RefSeq, a predicted model, not a curated record